Penicillium brevicompactum is the source of this 4266-nucleotide messenger RNA. RefSeq lists its product as uncharacterized. Gene Ontology annotation, molecular function: ATP hydrolysis activity; ABC-type transporter activity; ATP binding. Gene Ontology annotation, biological process: transmembrane transport. Lineage: Eukaryota; Fungi; Ascomycota; Eurotiomycetes; Eurotiales; Aspergillaceae. The coding region runs from base 1 to 4266 and encodes 1421 amino acids. The record is from RefSeq and is a predicted model, not a curated record. The transcript is spliced from 2 exons. Gene Ontology annotation, cellular component: membrane.
AUGGCUUCUUCGCCCCAAUCAACCGAAGAUGCUUCCCUCUCUUUCCAAUCUCAGCAAGAAAUAGAUGAAAGUGCAGCUACUGUCUCUCAGUAUGAGACCGAGGGAAGUGCAACGCCCACCAUCAACAGCACCACCAUUGAGCCCGACUUCAAUGAGAAAGCCUCGAGCGUGCCUGCAGAAAAGCCGAAUGCAGAUGACUGGGCAUUCGCGCACAGAGUGCACCGCUUGAAGGAGCGAGAGAUCGAGGCCGGGCUCCAAGGUCGUGAACUGGGUGUCACCUGGCGAAGUCUCAAUGCCGAAGUUCCUGCAGCCGAUUCCGCUGUCAAUCACAACGCCCUGUCCCAAUUCGACCUGCUGCAUCACUGGAGGACCUUCCGCCAAAAGCCCCCACUGAAGAAGAUUCUCUCUGACAGCCAUGGAUGUGUCAAACCCGGCGAAAUGCUGUUGGUUCUGGGCCGUCCCGGAUCUGGCUGCACGACUUUGUUGAAACUCCUGGCGAACCGUCGGGGUGGCUAUACCGUGGACGGAGAUUUGCUGUUCGGGACAAUGGACCACAAAGAAGCCGAGCAGUAUCGAGGCCAAAUUGUGAUGAAUACAGAAGAAGAAAUCUUUUAUCCGACUUUGACAGUUGGUGACACGAUGGACUUCGCAACCAAGAACAAAGUCCUGUCCCACCGGCCAUCCGAUCUACCCACAGCGAGAAAAUACCGAGAAGACUCGAAAGAGUUUCUUCUCGAGGCUUUAGGCAUCUCUCAUACAGCCAAUACCAAAGUUGGAAAUGAGUAUGUUCGGGGUGUAUCUGGUGGCGAAAGAAAGCGUGUCUCGAUCAUUGAGUGUCUGGCCACUCGCGGUUCUGUGUUCUGUUGGGAUAACAGCACACGUGGUCUAGAUGCAAGCUCAGCACUCGACUGGACAAAAUGCAUACGAUCAUUAACAGAUAACCUGGGCCUGGCAUCUAUUGUUACCCUCUACCAAGCAGGAAACGGCAUUUACGACUUGUUUGACAAGGUUUUGGUGCUGGAUGAAGGGGAGGAGAUCUACUAUGGCCCUAUGACUGAUGCUCGACCUUUCCUCGAAGGUGCUGGUUUCAUGUGUCGUGAAGGUGCAAAUGUGGCAGACUACCUCACAGGUGUUACAGUGCCUACCGAACGCGCCAUUCUACCCAAUCAUGAGAACUCGUUUCCUCGCACAGCCAAAGAGAUUCGAAAUCUCUAUGAGCAAUCACCGACUUUCAAGCAAAUGGUACAAGAGGAAGAAGAGUAUCCGACCACUGUCGCUGCCAAGGAACAUACCGCAGCCUUCCAAAAAACCGCUGCACUGGAGAAGCACAAAUCUUUGGGUAACAACAGUGUCUUCACCGUCAGUCUAUACCACCAAGUGCUUGCCUGUGUUGUUCGACAAUAUCAGAUCAUUUGGAACGACAAAGCCACUUUUGCGAUUCAGCAGAUCUCCGCCCUCAUCCAAUCGCUCAUCGUCGGCUCCCUAUUCUAUGACGCCUCAGCAAGCAGCUCUGGACUUUUCCUCAAAUCCGGGUCUAUCUUCUUCGCAAUCCUAUACAACGGAAUCUUGACUCCAAUGUCUGAAGUCGUUGAUUCUUUCACUGGUCGCCCUGUGCUCAUCAAGCAUAAGCAUUUUGCACUGUUCCACCCAGCCACAUUCUGCUUAUCUCAAAUUGUUCUUGAUGUUCCCAUCAUCCUGUUCCAGGUCUCUGUUUUUUCCUUGGUUCUGUACUUCAUGACAGGGCUUGAUAUGGAUGCCGCCAAAUUCUUCACCUAUUGGAUUGUUUUGUUUGCUGUCACUAUGUGCUUAACGCAAAUGUUCCGCGGAAUUGGGGCUCUUUUCUCGACUUUCGAUGGCGCCUCAAAGAUCUCGGGAUUUCUUGUCACUGCGCUGGUGGUCUACGCGGGAUACAUGAUCCCGAGACCGGAAAUGCACAUGUGGUUUGGAUGGAUCUUUUACGUAAAUCCUAUGGCUUAUGCCUUCGAGGCUCUUGCUGCCAACGAGUUCCACGGCAAAAUCAUUCCUUGCGCAGACAACAACCUCAUCCCGAAUGGCGAAGCAUACCUGAACUCCAGCCAUUCAGCAUGUUCGGGUGUGCAGGGCGCCACGAUGGGGGCCAAUUUUGUCACGGGUGACCAAUACCUUGCUGCCCUCGAUUAUUCCCACGGUCACAUAUGGCGGAAUUUCGGUAUCAUCUGGGCAUUCUGGGCUUUCAAUGUUAUCAUCACUGUGGCCUUCACUAUGUCAUGGAACGACAGCUCCGAAUCAGGAUCUUCACUAUUGAUUCCCUACGAAAAGCGACACCACCAUGCUCGAUCUACGGACGAGGAGUCACAAUCUGGACCUCAAGGAGCCACCAAACUUGAUGAAAACAACGACAACCCUGGGAACUUGGCACGCAAUUCUUCGAUUUUCACCUGGAAAGAUCUCACCUAUACCGUCAAAACACCCACGGGAGACCGGAUCCUUCUCGACAAAGUGUAUGGCUGGGUCCAACCUGGCUCACUGACGGCAUUGAUGGGGUCCAGUGGAGCCGGAAAAACUACUCUGUUGGACGUGCUCGCCCAGCGCAAGACGGACGGCACAAUUCACGGAUCUGUUUUAGUCGACGGUCGCCCCCUUCCUAUCUCAUUCCAACGGUCUUCUGGGUACUGCGAGCAACUAGAUGUCCACGAGCCACAUGCCACUGUCCGCGAAGCUCUUGAAUUUUCUGCUCUUCUACGACAACCGAGUCAUAUUCCGAAAGCAGAGAAGUUGGCCUACGUCGAAACCAUUAUUAACCUCCUUGAGCUUCACGAUAUCUCGGACACCCUGAUUGGUCAAGUUGGUAGUGGUCUCAACAUCGAGCAGCGGAAGCGGGUGACCAUUGGAGUCGAAUUGGUCUCCAAACCCAAGAUCCUGAUCUUCCUUGACGAACCGACAUCUGGACUGGACGGUCAAUCCGCGUUCAAUACCGUCCGCUUUUUGCGCAGACUUGCCGACCACGGACAAGCAGUUUUGGUGACGAUCCAUCAGCCUUCCGCGCAGCUCUUUUCCCAGUUCAACAACCUUCUCCUGCUGGCAAAAGGUGGGAAAAUGGUGUACUUCGGUGAGAUUGGUCAAGAUGGCUCCCGUAUCAAAGAAUACUUCGAAUAUAUGAUCGAUGUGGUCUCGGGAAAUAUUCUCCCUGGAGUCGAAUGGCAUCAAAAAUGGCUCGAAUCACCAGAGCACAAGUUCAUGGCCAACCAACUUGACAAGCUCGUUUCUGAUGCAGCUGCUCAACCUCCUGGGUUCGACGAUGACAACAAUGAAUUUGCGACCUCGCUUUGGACACAGACAAAGCUAGUCACCCAACGAAUGAGCGUUUCUAUGUACAGAAACACCGACUAUGUGAACAACAAGUUUGUUUUGCAUAUCAUUUUGGGUCUUUUCAACGGAUUCACUUUUUGGAAGAUAGGUGAUUCCGUUUCCGAUCUACAACAACGGCUUUUCGUCAUUUACAACGUGAUUUUCAUCUCACCCGGUGUCAUCAGUCAAUUGCAACCGCUUUUUAUUGAGCGUCGUGAAAUUUAUGACGCUCGCGAGAAGAAGAGUCGUAUGUAUUCAUGGAAGGCAUUCGUCACUGGCCUCAUUGUUUCGGAAUUUCCUUACCUCUGCCUCUGCGCCGUUUUUUACUUCGCCUGUUGUUACUACACAGUUGGUUUCCCGACCGCAUCUAGCCGUGCUGGAGCAUCAUUCUUCGUGAUCUGGCUCUACGAAUUCAUUUACACCGGCUUGGGCCAGGCGAUUGCUGCCUACGCCCCGAAUGCAACGUUUGCUGCUUUGGCGAAUCCAUUGAUUCUCGGUACAAUCUUCGCUUGCUGCGGUAUGCUUGUCCCGUACAGGCAAAUCACGGUCUUUUGGCGGUACUGGCUCUACUACCUCAACCCGUUCACGUACGUCACAGGGUCUCUACUUGUCUUUGGCAUCCACGACGUGGAAGUCAAUUGUAAGGAGAACGAACUUGCAGUUUUCGACCCUCCCAGUGGGCAAACUUGUGGAUCUUACCUUGCCUCCUUCAUGCAAGGGGAAGGGUCCCGAACCAACCUCAUCAACCCCAAUGCCACGCAAAGCUGUCAAGUCUGCGAGUACCGAAGUGGAAACGACUACUUGUAUGGCCUCAACUUGAACAAAUACCUCGACGGUUGGCGCGAUGCGGCGAUUGUUGUUAUUUUUGUCAUCAGCUCCUACGGUAUGGUUUACUUGAUGAUGAAGUUGAGGACAAAGGCGUCCAAGAAGGCUGAAUAG